Aspergillus alliaceus is the source of this 3939-nucleotide messenger RNA. Its product is annotated as hybrid sensor histidine kinase/response regulator. The transcript is spliced from 5 exons. Gene Ontology annotation, biological process: phosphorylation; phosphorelay signal transduction system. The record is from RefSeq and is a predicted model, not a curated record. The coding region runs from base 253 to 3885 and encodes 1210 amino acids. NCBI's taxonomy places the organism in Eukaryota, Fungi, Ascomycota, Eurotiomycetes, Eurotiales, Aspergillaceae. Gene Ontology annotation, molecular function: phosphorelay sensor kinase activity.
CGCUGCGCACGAAAUCAGAGGAAAUCCAAGGAACGGCUCCACUACGUCAUAUACAUUCCUACCCUAUGCACGCUUCUAUAAGAUUCGCCGAAAUGGCUGAUGAUGCCAGGAACCAGUCGAUGAGAUCGGGGAAAACAUGAAACUCCACCUCACAAGCACUACUUACUCCAAGUGAAUACUACUAGUCUAAUCGAUCGAUAGGGGAUCCAAUACCAUCAUUUAAAUGUAUAUCUACUAUACAGCCGAAGAAUAAUGGAGUCUCGCGGCAGCUCGGAAGGAGGACGGGAAGGUGGUCCUCGAAAAUAUGCCUACAAUCGCGAGGGCGCCCGGGAGAGAGAGAUGCACCUCUAUCUUCCAUAUUGGGGAUUUUCUGAUUCUGAGAAAUAUGCCCAGCAAUCCAUUGGAAACCAUCCGAAUCUCUCACGCGAUAAUGUGCUCACUGUCUUUGCGCAACUCGCGACGCUGCGAAUGAACGCCCAGCGAGCCUUAAUAUCGCUCUUUGAUAAGACCACACAGCACAUUGUCGCCGAAGCGACUCCAAGACUCCACCUGCGAGGUGCCGAAUGCGAUGAGCCAUCAGAUAGCCUGUGGUUGGGGGUUCGUCGUCUCCCACGUCGGGAGAUCACCAUGUGCUACCAUGCGGUAAACUCAUUUAUCGAGGACGGCCGGGACAUGUUCGUUGCCACGGAUCUGACACACGACGGGCGUUUCAAGAAUCACCCCUCUGUUACGGGGUAUCCGUAUAACAGAUUCUACGUAUCGGUGCCGAUUCAGUCCCCAGAUACAUACGUCAUUGGGAGUGUGGCCGUACUCGACGACAGCCCGAGGGACGGGGUCACCGACGAACAGGCCCGCUUCUUAAAGGACCUCUCCGCAUCAGUCAUGGAUCAUUUACUAUCGCAAAGAGCCAUGCGGGAGGAGUACCGCGAGGAAAAGAUGGUCAGGGCGUUAGGAUUGUUUGUAAGAGGUAAGUCGAACCUGAGCGAAUGGUUCAACAGCCGUGAUCCGUCAGAAAGAAAGUACGGACCACAGCUCGCACAUGUAAACAAGCAACUGGAGCGUCUGCAGGUAUCGGGCACAGGUAGCGAAGAGCAGGAGGCCCAGGAAAACCAGACGCCUCAGGCUGCAAGGACAGACAAAGAGGCUAGACACAAGAAUGUACAUCUAUCCCCCGUUCAGAAAUUUGACAAUCAGGAAAGUAAGGAGGUUCAGAGUGAGAAUGAAGUAGAGAAGGGGAAGAACAAAAAGCAUCGACCGAAGCUUUCCCCCACAACCAGCCAACUCCAAGAAACACUAGCCCCGUCUAGCGUCCGGUCAGUGGUCAAUCGAGCCGCCUCUUUGAUCUACCAGGCACUAGAUGUUGAGGGUGCAAUGUUCAUCGAUGCAAGCGUUUAUGCUCGUCGACAGGCAGUGGGAUCUACUGCAACUGGACAUGACAGCCCCCAAGCAUACAACAUCGAAAACCAGUUAGAUGCAGAUAGCGUCCCUUCCGCAUCAGGUCCAGAGUCGGGUUUAGAACCCCGCACCUCGGAGGACAAGGAGCCUAAAAGUCUCGUACUGGGCCAUUUUACUUCCUCCACGUCCGACCAGGCUGACAAUCUGAAGGACAGCCAUUACGUAUCGCUCUCCGGUGCUUUCAUCAGCCAUCUCAUCGAUCAGUAUCCCCGAGGAAAGAUCUUCCAUAUUGAGGAAGACGGCUCUAUCGCCUUGAGCUAUGAGGGACUAGCAGAUGAAAUGAGCUACUCGGAAAGCGGUGCGCGCGGGGCCAUGACGACCGAUCCCGAGAAAAAAGACGUCCAACAGGAGACCAUGGAUAUCAAACAGUUGAUGAAGGUUCUUCCUGAUGCACGAUGUAUUGCUAUAUACCCUGUUUGGGACUUCCAGCGAGGCCGCUGGUUCACUGUAUGCUUGACCUGGAGCGAUGACCCGGGCAGAGUGUUGUCGGAACCGAAGGACCUGACAUAUAUGGCAGCGUUUAGCAAUACGGUCAUGGCAGAGGUAUCACGGUUGGACUUGGAGGCGGCGGACCGAGCGAAAGGUGACUUUAUUUCAUCUAUAUCUCAUGAGCUGCGAUCGCCUCUCCAUGGUUUACUUGGGACCGUGGAUCUACUCCAAAAGUUGGUGAACAGCUAUGCCCAGCGAUCCUUAAUCGAAACGGUAUACAGUUGUGGUCGGACGCUGUUAGAUACCUUAAACCAUCUGCUGGACUACGCCAAAAUAAAUACGCUUACCCGCCCAAGCCUUUCGGGCAGGCCUGGUGGGCAAAAUAAAACUGACGUCUCCAAACCUCAGACGGCAGUCCCUGGUUCUUUGCAAGAUGAAGAUCUGAGCGUGUUGGUGCAGGAGGUAAUUGAGGGUCUUCUUGCCGGGGCAGAGUAUCAGCGCCGCGGCCCAAAUGCUCUUGGCGAAGCCAUCACAACUGAUACCAAGGAUCCAAAAUCCCAGCUUAUGACUAUUGUGGAUAUCGUAUGGCAGGACAGCUGGAAAUUCAGCAUCUAUGCCGGUGCUUGGCGUAGAGUCGUCAUGAAUCUCUUUGGCAAUGCCCUGAAGUACACGAAAACAGGGUACAUUCGGUUAUUCAUGAGGAGAGACACAUUAAUAUUGGACGGCAAGAAUCCCACGCCAGCCGUUCACAUGACCAUCAGCGACUCUGGGCGUGGCAUGUCUCAAGACUUUCUUACGAACCAUCUUUACAGUGCUUUCCUCCAGGAGGACACUACCUCUCCUGGCCUGGGAGUGGGCCUCCACCUAGUGCAUCAAAUAGUUAAGUCUCUGAAUGGCCAGAUCAAGUUCUCUAGUGAAGUUAAUCGGGGGACAAGUGUAGAUGUUAUCUUGCCCGUGACGAUGCCGGACCAGGCGCAUCUAGACUCACCUGGCGACUAUCCUGCGCUAAGAGAUAAGCUGAGUGGUAUGACAGUUUCAUUAUUCACGAGAAGCUCACAACUCGGUGACCUUGGCUUUGACCCCAAGGUCUUUGGUGAUAUUUUAUCUAGCUUAGGGCGUAUGAUUUCAGGUUGGUUUGGAUUACGUGUUUUGACUCGAGAUGAACUUACCCGUACACGUCCGGACUUCGCAAUUGUCACGGAGCAUGAAUACCGCAACUAUUAUCGACAAGGCUCGAAUGAGCCAGAGACAGAUAGCUCGGAAAUCCAACCGUCGUUUCCGCUAAUUGUACUUGGUGCUCGGACGAGUAGCUGGAAGACAUUGGAGGAGAGCGUUGACGAAUCAGUCAUCUUUCUUACACAGCCUGUGAGUCCCAAAACUCUCUCAACGGCAUUUGAACACUGCCUGGGUCAGUCUGAUCGUUCUGGAAGGGCAACGCCGACGUUGUGCGACGGGGCCCUGACGUAUGAUAAAAACCUGGAAAACAAAUGCAAUGGUCAUACAGAUGGAUCAUUGGAACAAUACGAUAUUGACGGCCCUGUGAAUAGUGAAGGUGAACAUCAGUCCUCAAACACCGAAGAGCCUGAUGGCGAGACAAGGUCAAAAAACCUUCUUCUGGUGGAAGAUAACCAAGUCAAUCUCAAGAUCAUUGAAAUGUGUGCCAAGAGCGCCGGGUUUACGUACCAGACGGCAAGCAAUGGUCUUGAAGCCGUGGAAAAAUUCAAGGCUGGCCGUUUUGACACGGUCGUGAUGGACAUUUCCAUGCCUAUAAUGGACGGAUUGACGGCUACCCGGAAAAUACGGCAUUACGAGCACGUCAAAAAGCUGCCGCCGGCCGCCAUCAUUAUUCUGACAGCUGUCCUGUCGGCCUCCAUGCAGCAUGAAACUAUAAUGAGUGGCGCGAAUAUGUUUCUGACUAAGCCGACGCCACUCAAGCAAUUGAAAGAGAUACUUCGAAACAUAUCUGACGGGAAGGAAAUGCCUGAAGAACUGGGAUCAUGACUGACGAUAUACAUGUAUGUAUGAAUAUCACGAUAGACUUUUGCAUAAAUGGAG